GACACUCUUCACCUCCUCCCUCAAGCGAGUGUUCGAGUCCAGGAAGCCGUGUUCACCCAGGUUCCUUUUCUAUGUCCACUAUGCUCGUUAUGUUCGACGCUAUUGUCCUCGUGUUCUCCUACUUGUUAUCGUCUGCUCACGCUAUCCCGGUGUUGGUCACUCGCGAUGUUGUGAACCCACCUGUCACUAGCCCAGACGCGUCUACAGUGUGGCAUGUCGGUGAGACACAGACUGUAACUUGGGAUACUUCCAGUUUGCCUCCUCCUGCAAACAUCACGAACACGAGGGGAAAGGUCAUCCUGGGUUUCCUCACCAGCGACAGCGAGAACCUUAUGAUCGAUACUCCCUUGGCUCAGAACUUCUCCAUCUUGGACGGCUUGGUUCAGGUCACGGUUCCCGAUGUACCUCCUAGGACCAACUACAUCAUUGCUCUCAUGGGUGACUCUGGAAAUAUCAGUCCCGAGUUCACGAUUGAAGGUGGAUCAGGCUCGGCUUCAUCUUCUGCCGCACCUUCCUCGUCGUCCACAGUUGUACCUACUUCAGCUCCUGCGACUACUUUCGACUCGUCGCCUACCCCAGGGCCCAGCUCUACCCCUGAUAACAGUUUCACCAUCUUGACCACCGACCCUGUGUCGCCCACCGUAGGUCCCAGCAGUGCUUCUCAUCAAAGCGCACCGGCACCAACGCCAUCAUCAAGUGCGCGUCCAACUAGCACCGUUACUGUUCCUGCCACGUCGCCCGCUUCAACGCUAGACCCAUCUACAAGUGGUGUCGGCGCACUUUCGAGCACAAAUGCUGCUUGGUCUUCGAAGGAGUUCAAGUCAUCCUCAUUUGCGAUCACCGCAUUCCUCGCGUUCGCUUUGCUUUGAGUCUAGGCUCUGAACUCAAGCUUCGACGAACCCAUUGCUCAGUACCCUAACGCAUACAUGCGCUCAGCGCUAUGAUUGAUUCCCGUUCACGCUUUUUUGGGUUCGUCCAUGGAUUUUGUGGGUUUGACACAUGACAUUUGGAAUCAAAUGCCCUCACGACACACAUCACCUCUCCUCAUCUUACCGCUUCCUUGUUGAGGUACCAUCUUAGUUAUACCUUUCCAUUGGACCAGGGUUAUUCUUGUUUCGAUGUUUUGCGGAUGACAUGUACCAUCAUGAUCUAGUAUGAACUUUAGUAGGACAUUUUUGUUCUCGUUAAUGAUCUGCACGUUGCUCUUUUUGCUUUGAAUGUUUCACCUUCUUGGUUAUAAUGUUGCUUCAGAGGUCUCUGUUGCAUCCUUUUGCUUUUCAUGUAGGUAGUUAGCUCUUAGUGGAUGUGGGACGGAACGUUAGUCAGGAUAGGAUGCGGAUAUUCAAUAAUGAUCAUCUAUAAACAUUCUAUGUUCG
Somion occarium is the source of this 1376-nucleotide messenger RNA. The record is from the annotation of a GenBank genome assembly. Lineage: Eukaryota; Fungi; Basidiomycota; Agaricomycetes; Polyporales; Cerrenaceae.